Molecule: messenger RNA, 1180 nt
Organism: Annulohypoxylon maeteangense
Lineage: Eukaryota; Fungi; Ascomycota; Sordariomycetes; Xylariales; Hypoxylaceae
Exons: 3
Coding region: 122-1132 (336 amino acids)
Biological process (GO): lipid storage
Cellular component (GO): lipid droplet
Molecular function (GO): lipase activity
Source: RefSeq, a predicted model, not a curated record
GGUUAAGUACUCUAGUAAUUAUAUAAACAAAAAUAUAGGGAAGGCCUGUUAGGUACGAGAUACAUUAUGCCCUUUAUUGUUAACUCAUGAUAUCCUCCAAAUCAUUAAAUCGGUCGUGACGAUGGUCAACCCCCAUUGUCUAAGCUUUCCUCCUAGACAACUUAAUGACAACACAGUUGACGAGUCGCAAUCCCGUAACAUCCUCAUAUUUUUCAUCUCCGGGAACCCAGGCCUUGUUGACUACUACGAACCAUUCCUAUCAACUCUUCGAGGGCUCCUAGAUGAGACAAUCUCACAACAACUUAGCUGUUUUCAGAUAUAUGGUCAAGAUCUGGCAGGUUUUCGUGAUGACGACCAUGAGCCCUUCACGCAACAGAGGAAGCCACACGACCUAGAAUAUCAGAUCCAGUACUCCCUCACUGCACUUAGCCAGCUACGCGUAGAGUCGGGCUCGCGAAAAGGACAACCCUACGACGAAGUUCUACUCAUAGGACAUUCCGUAGGCGCUUACAUUGCCCUCGAGCUCUUCCACCGGCUACUCCGGAACCAAGAACUGGCCCCGCAAUUAAACCUCACCUCUGGCAUCCUCCUAUUCCCAACCAUCCACCAUAUCUCAAGCUCUCCAAGUGGACAGAAACUCGACUUGUUACGCCGGACACCGGUCCUCGGCGACAACGCGUACCGCAUCGCACAGACAUUUCUGCAUCUGCUUCCCCAGAGUACCCUCCACUGGAUCGUGAGCAAGGUCAUGAGGUUCCCGACUCAUGCUGCAGAGAUAACGACGCGUUGGCUCAAGAGUCGUGACGGCGUGUGGCAGGCGCUUCACAUGGGCAUGGACGAGAUGAAAGUUAUCGGUGAGGACUGUUGGGACGACGAGUUAUGGGAGAUCGCCCACGAUGCCAAGGCCCACGACAAAGUUGUACCAAAGUUCUUCUUUUUCUUCGGCAAACACGACCACUGGGUAGCAAGCCACUACCGAGAUGCCUUCAUCCGUACGAGGGAAAAGCAAAUCGACCGUACAAGGUUAAUAGUGGACGAAGGCAAUAUUCCACAUGCAUUCUGUAUAAAUGACAGUGAAAUUGUUGCGCAAAAAGUCGCCACAUGGAUUAAUCAAAUGUACGGUACCAAUUAGCUGUUCAGUACAGAUCACAUAGCAUCUGUUUUGAAAAAUAUAUCACCA